CGUGACUGCAACCUGUGAAGCAGUGAUUUUUUCAAACUCGAAGUGUCUUUUCUUUGCAAUGAUCGUGAUAUUUUUGGGAUACCGGUUGAGACUUACAAACUCACUAGUUAAGAUGAGCGCUUGCUUACUCGCUCAUUUUGAAAGGCAUUAACGUUAACCCAAAGACAUCUAAAGUAAUACAGUUUUGUGCUGGGGCUUGCUACUGCUGGUGUUUUUAGCUCUCACUUUCUUGAGUUGAUUAACUUAUCAACUCAGAACUAUGAGCGCACCUGCAGUCCUCCGUCAACAGAGGACCCCGUUGCUGCCCGACAUAAACACCUCAGGCUCGAAAAUCUCUGCACACGAUCGGAAAGGCAGGUCACACACUCAGAAAAAGUCCCGACCCAUCACGGACAAUGGUCAAACUUCGCCCGUAACAAAGGAUGAAAUAUCACUCUACCGUAACACCCAGUGUCAAAAUGUGUGUGUGGCGAUGCUGCGUGAGGGCUUCCAUCACUCCUUUGAGGAGCUCUUCUCUCUGCUGCGCCGCUUCGAGGAGGCCCGGCGGGCGGGGGGUCCAGACAACCCCCUCUGGUAUCUACCCUCCCUACAGGAGCAGCCUGACAAACUGCACACCCUGCAGAAGCACCUGACCAAGGCCGAGGCGGCGUUCAGAGCUGGAAACUAUGUGGAAGUAUACGAGGAGCAGUUGACCCUGGCACGGUAUUUCACGGGUCCGGAGGAGGACUGGCUCAGCCUGCACUUCCACCAGAGGGCGCUCCGCUCCGCUCAAAGGGUCAAGCUGGACGGCGGCCGCAAGGAGGCCGAAGCCAACGCCAACCUGGCCAGGGUCUUCUUAGAGCGAGGGCAACUGGACCUGGCAAAGGGGCACUUUGAGGUGUUCUACCGGCUGUCCCAGGAGCGGCCAUGGUGGGAUGCGACUGGACGCACGCUGCAGCAGUGUGCCUGUGAGGGCCUGUGUGCAGUUUACACACAGCUGGCCCAGGGGGCGCUGCAGAGUCAGGAGUAUGAGCUCGCCAUAGAGAUUCUGAACAAGGCCUUCAGCAUCGCCAAAGAAGCUGAUGAUGAGGAGAUGCAAGGGCAGGUGGCUUAUUGGGUUGGUUUGGCCCAUCACUGUGUAGGAAACCUGGAUACUGCUAAACAAUACUUCAGUAUGUCACUGAAUAUCACUACAGUACUAGGUGACACUGAAAAUCAAGGAAGAGCAUACAAAGCCAUUGCUAAAUCAUUGGAGAGUGAUGGAAAACUUGCAGAAGCUGUGCAACAUCUGGAGAAAUUUGCCGAGGUCUCCCGUAGCAACAAGCAGCCAGAGAACCUUGAGGAGGCCUGCAUGAGUAUGGGAAUGAUUUACUCCAACAGGGGUGAAUAUGAUCGUGGUGUGGAGUAUCUUCAGCAGGCCUAUGAGAUAGCGAAGACUGUCGGUAAUGUUGGGUGGCUUCAGCGGGCUCAGGUGUGCGUGGGUAUGACGCGCGCCCAGCGCAUGCUCCCCUCCUUCUCCACACACACCAACAACGCCUCACCUGAUGACAUACGCCGCAUCCUCACCUGGAAGGACAGACGCCAGGACAUGUUUGACUAAAGUGAGAUUUAGAUUAGAUCGCUCAGUCACGAGUUAGGAUGGCACGUGACCCUCCAAGACAUGAUUACAUUAGUAGUGUUUAGGUUGUCCAUUACUGUACAGAGGGGUAUUUCACAAAAGCAGAAUUAAGACAUCCAAGAUAAGGGAUAAAGCCGCGUUGUCUAGUCAUCCUUACAAAACUCGUUUCACUAACGCCAAUCCAGGAUGAAUAGGAGCGACUAUGUCAAACCAGGUGUAAGUUAUUCGGGAUGUGUGCGCGUUCUCGUUUCU
Molecule: messenger RNA, 1849 nt
Organism: Sardina pilchardus (European sardine)
Lineage: Eukaryota; Metazoa; Chordata; Actinopteri; Clupeiformes; Clupeidae
Gene: ttc29
Product: tetratricopeptide repeat domain 29
Exons: 9
Coding region: 260-1579 (439 amino acids)
Biological process (GO): cilium movement
Cellular component (GO): sperm flagellum
Molecular function (GO): protein binding
Source: RefSeq, a predicted model, not a curated record